AUGAAGCAUGUAACAGUACAGGAGAUGGCUGAUGAAAAAUGUUUGCAAGUGUGCCAUAAGCAGCAAGUGACGAAAAUUAAUGAGAACACCUACAUUGAAUGGCAAACAAAGUUAGCGUUAUCGGAAGUGCCUCACGCGGGGCUUUUAAGAGAAUUUUCACGAGUUUUUAAGUCACUUUAA
This is a messenger RNA of Clunio marinus, 180 nucleotides long. The record is from the annotation of a GenBank genome assembly. NCBI's taxonomy places the organism in Eukaryota, Metazoa, Arthropoda, Insecta, Diptera, Chironomidae.